CCCUGCCUCUCUCCACUGUCCCUGGAGCUCCCUGAGCCCUUCUCUGGGCCUCAGGACCUCACUCACCAUCCUGUCUGCCCUGCAGGAUGCCACAGCUGAGCCUGUCCUCACUGGGCCUUGGGCCAGUGGCAGCAUCCCCCUGGCUGCUCCUGCUGCUGGUCGGGGCCUCCUGGCUCCUGGCCCGCAUCCUGGCCUGGACCUACACCUUCUAUGACAACUGCCGCCGCCUCCGGUGUUUCCCGCAACCCCCGAAACGGAAUUGGUUAUUGGGUCACCUGGGCCUGGUCACCCCCACGGAGCAGGGCAUGAGGGUCCUGACUCAGCUGGUGGCCACCUACCCCCAGGGCUUUAAGGUCUGGAUGGGCCCCAUCUUCCCCGUCAUCCGUUUUUGCCACCCCAACAUCAUCCGGUCUGUCAUCAAUGCCUCAGCUGCCAUUGCACCAAAGGACAAGGUCUUCUACAGCUUUCUGGAGCCCUGGCUGGGGGAUGGGCUCCUGCUGAGUGCUGGUGACAAGUGGAGCCGCCACCGUCGGAUGCUGACGCCCGCCUUCCAUUUCAACAUCCUGAAGCCCUACAUGAAGAUUUUCAAUGAGAGUGUGAACAUCAUGCAUGCCAAGUGGCAGCUCCUGGCCUCAGAGGGUAGUGCCCGUCUGGACAUGUUUGAGCACAUCAGCCUCAUGACCUUGGACAGUCUGCAGAAAUGUGUCUUCAGCUUUGACAGCCAUUGCCAGGAGAAGCCCAGUGAAUAUAUUGCCGCCAUCUUGGAGCUCAGUGCCCUUGUGACAAAAAGACACCAGCAGAUCCUCCUGUACAUAGACUUCCUGUAUUAUCUCACCCAUGAUGGGCAGCGUUUCCGCAGGGCCUGCCGCCUGGUGCAUGACUUCACAGAUGCCGUCAUCCAGGAGCGGCGCCGCACCCUCCCUAGCCAGGGUGUUGAUGACUUCCUUCAAGCCAAGGCCAAAUCCAAGACUUUGGACUUCAUUGAUGUGCUCCUGCUGAGCAAGGAUGAAGAUGGGAGGAAGUUGUCUGAUGAGGACAUAAGAGCAGAAGCUGACACCUUUAUGUUUGAGGGCCAUGACACCACGGCCAGUGGUCUCUCCUGGGUCCUGUACCACCUUGCAAAGCACCCGGAAUACCAGGAGCGCUGUCGGCAGGAGGUGCAAGAGCUUCUGAAGGACCGUAAGCCUAAAGAGAUUGAAUGGGAUGACUUGGCCCAGCUGCCCUUCCUGACCAUGUGCAUUAAGGAGAGCCUGCGGCUGCAUCCCCCAGUCCCUGCCGUCUCUCGCUGCUGCACCCAAGACAUUGUGCUCCCAGACGGCCGGGUCAUCCCCAAAGGCGUUAUCUGCCUCAUCAGUGUUUUUGGAACCCAUCACAACCCAGCUGUGUGGCCGGACCCUGAGGUCUAUGACCCCUUUCGCUUUGACCCAAAGAACAUCAAGGAGAGGUCAUCUCUGGCUUUUAUUCCCUUCUCAGCAGGGCCCAGGAAUUGCAUCGGGCAGGCCUUCGCUAUGGCCGAGAUGAAGGUGGUCCUGGGGCUCACGCUGCUGCGCUUCCGCGUCCUGCCUGACCACACCGAGCCCCGCAGGAAGCCGGAGCUGGUCCUGCGCGCAGAGGGCGGACUUUGGCUGCGUGUGGAGACCCUGAGCUGAAUUCUGCAGAGACCCACUCUGACCCCACUAAAAUGACCCCUGAUUCAUUAAAAGUGAAGCCUAGAAUUACCCUAAGACCCUGUUCCACAGUCCUGUAUUCCAUCCUAGAUAUCUACUCAAAAUAAUUGAGACAAGUGUUCAAACAAAAAGACGCUUGUGCGUGAAUAUUCAUGGCAGCCCUAUUCACAGUAGCCAAACGAUGAAAACAACCCCAAGGUAUAUAUUAGCAGAUGAAAGGAUAAACAAAAUGUGAUCCAUCCAUGCAAUGGAAUAUUACACAGCCAUAAAAAGGAAUGAAGCAGUGAUCCCUACUACACUGUGGAUGAACCUUGAGUACAUGAUACUGAAUGAAAGAUGUCAGAUGCAAAAGGUCACAUAGUGUACGGUCCUUUUAUAUGAAAUUUCCAGAACAGGCCAAUCUGAAGAGAUGUAUAGCAGAUUGGUGGCUUUCAGCAGCUGUGGGGAGGUGGGACUGAGGAGCGACUGCUAAUCAGGAUGGGGUUUCCUCCCGGGAUGGUGAAAAUGUUCCAGACCUAGAUAGUGACGAAGGCAGAAUGACAUUGUGAGUGCACUAAAUGUUAUUGAAUUGGACACUUUAGAAUGGUUGAAAUGGUGAUUUUUAUGUGAAUUCUACCUAAACAUGCUAUUACAGCUCGUAUAUACUUUUUCCAUCUUGAUUCUUCACAAAGGAAUAUGUUGUGAGCAUCUUUCCAUGACAUUAAAUCAUCUUAGGAAACAUUAUUUUGUGUUCUUCAAAAUGUGCAUGUUAAGUAUUCAAAUCAGUCUUAAAUUUUUAAAAAGAUAUAAUUUUAGAAAAUAAUUUAAAAGGGUUUGUCUCAGUUUGUAAGAUUUCUUUUCAUGCACUUUAAUGGCUUGAGGUAUCAUUAUCAGUUACAAAUCGCGUUAUUCUUCAUCAAAUGACUUUUGGAGUAGAGAUUUUAUUUUUAUAGCAAUAGAUGCACAAAUAUUCCUGUAAGAUACAGGUGUGGUUAGACACUUUUCUAUAACAGGUAUGCCCUGCAAACUCCACAGACACUGACUGUUUUGGUCCUAUUAACAAGUAGACCACUGAGAAGGGAGAAGGUGACGUUUUACCUUUCCCAGGUAAAAGUGGUUUUCAUCCUCACACCAAUUUUAUGGACUGGACGUUAACUGUCUUGCUCAAGGUCACUCUGUGAGUGGAAGAGUGGGGACAAAUCUGGUUCGUUUGGCAUCAGAGGUCAUGACUUCUCCUACCACAGAAGUAAUUUUCAAAAUAAGUCUCUGCCCUAGACACAUCAGAUCAUCUGGGGACCACUCCAGAGUGAGUAGACGAGACUUUGAUAGGGGUGCCUAAUUUUUUUUUUUUUUUCUGAGAUGGAGUCUCGCUCUGUUGCCCAGGCUGGAGUGCAGUGGCAUGAUCUCGGUUCAUUGCAACCUCCGCCUCCUGGGUUCAAGUGAUUUGUCUCUGAAUCUCCUAAGUCUGCACCAAGAUAUGGCGCCUGACAUCCUCCCCGCCCAUGUUUAGAGACGAGCCCAGAUGAUCUGGGAUAUGGGUUGGCCUGGCCCAGCUCAGCUGGCUGUGAACUGUCAUAAGUAUACGCUUUUAUCUGAACACCCUUGCCUUGGAAGGGCAGGGUGGAGGUAAACUUGGGGCUCAGAGUCCCCUCUAACCACCUCCCAACUUCCCCUGCAAACUCCCAAGAAGGUACUGAGACCUGAGAAUUCAGUGCUCGUGCUGGGGCACCCUGAGCCACACCCAGCUGGCCCAAUCCCAGGUUUUAGCUGGCUGCUCAGGCACGGAAGACACACCCAGGCUGUGGGGAUUGGCUGCCUCAGCCCAGCCCAGCCCAGCCCAGCCUCCUAUGUUCUUCCCUAGAUCAGGGGCCAGGGUCAAAGACCUCCCAGCAGAAAAGGAGAAGAGGUUGUGUGGGACAAGCUGCUCCUGACAGAAGGUGCCAGGCUGGGAGUGCCAGGGCUGGAGGGUCCUGGCCUGGGAUGGGGAAAGGCACUGCCCAAGGCUGUGGUGGCUUCAAGCUGCUGGCCUGGGACAGUGGUGGUUUCCUGGUAACAGGACUGCUAACAAACUCCCAAGGAUUCAGGUUGGGCCUUUCUGGACUCUAAUCAGACCCUCUCUCUUUCCCUUUCUUCCAAUUCAUGAAUAUAGUACACCCCUGUAUAUUUGUUUUCUUGAAUUUCUUUUAUCAUUGUUUUGUAGUUUUCACCAUGACAAUUCUGCACAUAUUUUGUUAAAUGUACAGCUGAGAAUUUAAUUUUUUCUGGUGUAC
Molecule: messenger RNA, 3916 nt
Organism: Pongo pygmaeus (Bornean orangutan)
Lineage: Eukaryota; Metazoa; Chordata; Mammalia; Primates; Hominidae
Gene: CYP4F3
Product: cytochrome P450 family 4 subfamily F member 3
Exons: 12
Coding region: 87-1649 (520 amino acids)
Biological process (GO): arachidonate metabolic process; phylloquinone catabolic process; menaquinone catabolic process
Molecular function (GO): iron ion binding; heme binding; oxidoreductase activity, acting on paired donors, with incorporation or reduction of molecular oxygen
Source: RefSeq, a predicted model, not a curated record